UCCCUCCCGCGCCGCGCGUCCUCCCGCCGCCCCCGCCGCCGCGCCCCCGGCGGACCGGGGAGGGGGCCUGGCGCGGUGGCCGCUCGGCUCGCGGCUCGGCCGGGAGGGGACGCGUGUGCGCCCCGCUGCCCGCGGCGCUCGCCAGCAGCAUGCUCUAUUUCCAGAUGGUGAUCAUGGCCGGGACGGUGAUGCUGGCGUACUACUUCGAGUACACCGACACGUUCACCGUGAACGUGCAGGGCUUCUUCUGCCACGACAGCGCCUACCGCAAGCCCUACCCGGGCCCGGAGGACCGCAGCGCCGUGCCCCCCGUGCUGCUCUACUCGCUGGCAGCCGGCGUCCCCGUGCUCGUGAUAAUAGUUGGAGAAACUGCUGUGUUUUGCUUACAACUAGCCACAAGGGACUUUGAAAACCAGGAAAAAACUCUUUUAACGGGAGACUGUUGCUACAUAAAUCCGCUGGUGCGCCGCACUGUCCGGUUUCUUGGAAUUUAUACAUUUGGACUGUUUGCUACAGAUAUCUUUGUAAAUGCUGGACAAGUUGUUACAGGGAAUCUGGCACCACAUUUUCUUGCCCUUUGUAAGCCCAACUAUACAGCGCUCGGAUGUCAGCAGUACACCCAGUUCAUCAGCGGGGAAGAAGCCUGCACAGGCAACCCAGAUCUCAUCACGAGAGCAAGGAAAACAUUUCCAUCCAAAGAAGCAGCACUCAGCGUCUAUGCUGCCAUGUAUCUGACAAUGUACAUUACCAACACAAUCAAAGCCAAAGGAACUAGACUUGCUAAGCCAGUUCUGUGCUUGGGAUUAAUGUGUUUGGCCUUUCUUACUGGACUCAACAGAGUAGCAGAAUAUCGGAAUCAUUGGUCAGAUGUCAUAGCAGGCUUUCUGGUUGGAAUAUCUAUAGCAGUAUUUCUGGUUGUGUGUGUGGUAAAUAAUUUUAAAGGCAGACAGCCUGAAAAUGAGCACGUACACAUGGAAAACCUGGUUCGGAUGCCAGCCAUCAACGUGCCUCGGGUAGAAAGUCCACUGGAAAAGAACCACAUCACCGCCUUUGCGGAAGUCACAUGAUAUUGAAGCAGAUGGCUUGUCCCUACAUUGGACAUCUUCCCUUUUUACCAUCCAUUCAUAACACCCAAAGUUUGUUUGAUCACAAAAGAAGUUUGUAAAGUUGUCUAAUAAUUUUUAUAAUUUUAAAAUCAAUGUCAGCCUGUUUUCCCCACUAGACUGUGAGCUCCUCGAGGGCAGGACUGUGUCUUUCUUUUCUGUAUCCCCGGCACCUACAGGGAAGACUAAUACAAAGUAGGUGUUCAAUUAAAAAAAAAAGAGAGAUGACCAAAUGAACAAAUUAAUCCUGAAAUAAAAUGUUCACUUCAGUUUCUCAAAGAAUCUCUGUGACUAUGUGGAAGGAAACCUCUCCAUGAGUCAUAUUUGAAUAAGAAAAUCCUCCAUUUUGGGCUAGUUAAGACUUUUUAAUUUUUCAUAUAUCUAUUUAGCAGUACACUAUAUUUAAUUUGAAGUGGACUUUGAAAGUCACGGGGGUUUUUAUUUUAUCAUUCAGCAUGACAUUAUUUCCAUCCUAACAGAUUUCAGUGUGUGAAAUGACUUUACUUUUAGAAAGAAUAUCCUGUACUAAACUAAUGUUUGCACAUUAUCUUAGGCUGUACAUCACUUAAAAUACCAUUCAUCCCAUCCACUCUAAGACUGGUGCUUCUGUUUUUGAAGGGGAAAAUGCCAAUUUUUACUGUAAUAAGUAAUGUAUCAUAAUUUAAAAAUUAUUUAUU
Castor canadensis (American beaver) is the source of this 1780-nucleotide messenger RNA. The record is from RefSeq and is a predicted model, not a curated record. Lineage: Eukaryota; Metazoa; Chordata; Mammalia; Rodentia; Castoridae.